ACAACAAAGCCAGCAAUUGUGACAAAGGAAACUGGCAUUGGUAUUACUGAAAGUGCUCUAAGAGAACUAAUGAAUAAUGAAAAUAUGGCUUUUGUUGUUGGAGUACACAAAAAUGAUAGAAGUGAUAUGAUGUCAGCUUUAGGAUUGGGUGAAGAUGAAGAUAGAGAAUCACCUUGGGAUUCUGAGAGCAUCUCUGAGAGUGUUCCAGAGAAGUCUUUUGCUUAUUUAUCUGAAGUCACAGAUCAAAGAGGGAAAAAUAUAUUAAAUGGACAAAUAGAAGAUGUGUCAGGAGAAGUAGACUUAAAAAGGACAUCAGAGGAAGAACAAGAGAGGCUUGAUGGAGGUGAAAACAACCAACCACAGGUUGAAGGAGAAAGGAAGAAGCCUGAAAGAAGUGACAUGGAAGUAUCAGAAAACGUGUAUGCUGAUUCUGCUGAGAUUAAUGACAGUGGAUUAAUUCAACAAAGAAUGAGUGAACAACCUGGUAGUCAUCAAUUUCCUCUUAAGGAUAAUGAUUCUAAUAGGCUUUCCAACAGACAUGUCAUCGAUGAUUCGUGGCCUGCAUCAGAUGAUGAAGACUUGGAUUUUGAUACCAAGAGCAUCUCUGACCGUGAUCCAGAGAAGUCUUUUGCUUCCUUAUGCAACGCCACACAUGAGAAGGAAAAAAAUAUAUUAAAUGGACAAAUGCAAGAUGUGUCAGGAGAAGUAGACUUAAAAAGGACAUCAGAGGAAGAACAAGAGAGGCUUGAUGGAGGUGAAAACAACCAACCACAGGAUAAAGUUAUUGUUGAAACAUGCAACCCGACAGAAAACACAUCCGAAAAUCAAACUGAGCCAAUUAAUCUUCCACUUUUCCAUCUGCAAAAAAUGUCUCAAGGCCCAGAAAUGAACGAGCAAUGUGAUAGAAAGGAUAUAUCUGUAUACUCAAGGCCUCCUUUUUUGCAAAAGUAUGAGGAAAUAUUGAUCAAACAAGGCAAGUUAGAAUUGAAAAAUAAUUUAAAACUCAUCACAAAUGAGUUAACGCAGAAGUUUGCUGAAAUUUCUGAAAAAUGUAAAAUUACUGCUCAUCCCGAGGAAGAGCCACUACUGGACAACUCUGAAGGAGCAAACUUAAAGGAACUAUCCUCUAAUUUGACAAAGAAGAUACCUGAUGGUGAGGAGAACGAUGCAUCUGGAGUAUGUGUACCUGUUGUACUCCAGGCAGUUCCUGAACAAGGAGAGCCAAGUCUUGAAAAUGUCUUUCCAUCUCGUUUAUACUCUGGGUCCCAGGAGUAUACUUGCCAGUCGUCUUCUAAACUUGAUUUAAAUCAUAAAUUAGACCAUGAAAAUGAUUAUGAACCUGACACUGAAUGUAUUUUUCACAAAAAUAAGGAGGGUUUUUAUAAUGAUGCAGAAAAUAAAACGAUGAGGAACCCAGAUGCACUUAAAGUUGAAAUGAAAGAAGACCGAGGGUUUGAUGUGCAAAAGACAAAAAAUCCAAAGCAAAAUACCAUGGAUUGGAAAUUAGACGUUGGACGUCCCUGGCAGUCUAGCGAUCCCCAAAGCCUUGUUGAUUUGUUCCCUACCCGGUGCAGUGAAAUGAGAAAUAUUAUUCAAACAAAAAAGCCCACUCUGUUUGCUGUUACAGACACUCAUGAGAAAACAAAACCAAAGCCAGACUUGUUCCAGAAGCCAUUACAUGAUAAUUGCAGUGCUGAUAACUGUAAAGCCUUGGAAGCUGAAUUUGAAAAUGCGCAUUCUUCUCCACCAUAUAGUGACAGAACAUCAAAAGUAUAUCUAAAUGAAGUAUUACAGCAAGAUAUGCAGAGGUUGAAGAAUGAGCCAGGCAUUGUCCAGUUAGAGUUCCAGGCUUUGGAUAAAGAGAACUUGGAGCUUCAAAAAGAGGUUGAGGAAGAAAGGAAGAACCCCAAAGGAAGUGACGUGGAAGUACCAGAAAACUUGUGUACCACUUCUGCUGAGGUUAUUGAAGGUGGAUUAAGUCAACAAAGAAUGAGUGAACAACGUGAUAGUCAGCAAUUUGCUCUCAAGGAUAAUGAUUCUAACAGGCUUUCCAACAAACAUGUCAUCGAUGAUUCGUGGCCUGCAUCAGAUGAUGAAGACUUGGAUUUUGAUACCAAGAGCAUCUCUGACCGUGAUCCAGAGAAGUCUUUUGCUUCCUUAUGCAACGCCACACAUGAGAAGGAAAAAAAUAUAUUAAAUGGACAAAUGCAAGAUGUGUCAGGAGAAGUAGACUUAAAAAGGACAUCAGAGGAAGAACAAGAGAGGCUUGAUGGAGGUGAAAACAACCAACCACAGGAUAAAGUUAUUGUUGAAACAUGCAACCCAACAGAAAACACAUCUGAAAAUCAAACUGAGCCAAUUAAUCUUCCACUUUUGCAUCUUCAAGAAAUGUCUCAAGACCCAGAAAUGAACGAGCAAUGUGAUAGAAAGGAUAUAUCUGUAUAUUCAGGGCCUCCUUUUUUGCAAAAGUGUGAGGAAAUAUUGAUCAAACAAGGAAAGUUAGAAGUGAAAAAUAAUUUAAAACUCAUCACAAACGAGUUAACGCAGAAGUUUGCUGUAAUUUCUGAAAAAUGUAAAAUUACUGCUCAUCCCGAGGAAGAGCCACUACUGGACAACUCUGAAGGAGCAAACUUAAAGGAACUAUCCUCUAAUUUGACAAAGAAGAUACCUGAUGGUGAGGAGAACGAUGCAUCUGGAGUAUCUGUACCUGUUGUACUCCAGGCAGUUCCUGAACAAGGAGAGCCAAGUCUUGAAAAUGUCUUUCCAUCUCGUUUAUACUCUGGGUCCCAGGAGUAUACUUGCCAGUCGUCUUCUAAACUUGAUUUAAAUCAUAAAUUAGACCAUGAAAAUGAUUAUGAACCUGACACUGAAUGUAUUUUUCACAAAAAUAAGGAGGGUUUUUAUAAUGAUGCAGAAAAUAAAACGAUGAGGAACCCAGAUGCACUUAAAGUUGAAAUGAAAGAAGACCGAGGGUUUGAUGUGCAAAAGACAAAAAAUCCAAAGCAAAAUACCAUGGAUUGGAAAUUAGACGUUGGACGUCCCUGGCAGUCUAGCGAUCCCCAAAGCCUUGUUGAUUUGUUCCCUACCCGGUGCAGUGAAAUGAGAAAUAUUAUUCAAACAAAAAAGCCCACUCUGUUUGCUGUUACAGACACUCAUGAGAAAACAAAACCAAAGGCAGGCUUGUUCCAGAAGCCAUUGCAUGAUAAUUGCCGUGGUGAUAACAGUAAAGCAAGAGAUGGGUUGUUUCAUUUAUGGGAAGAAAUGAAGGUUGAUGUGUCUAACCUAAAACAUUACACUGAGAUUCUUUCUGAACAGCUUUCUAAAUCUGCAAGUAAAUUCAGUAUUGUAAAACUUGAGCUCUAUCAGACAAAAGAUGCCCUGAGAAAAAAGAAUUUGGUUUUAGAACGUGUAGAAAGAGACCUACGUCAAGCACAGUGUCAGAUGAAGGAGGUUGAACACAUGUAUGAAAGCGAACAAGGUAAAGUGAGUAAGUACAUUGGAAAACUGGAAUGCUUAGAGGAAAGGUUAUCCCAGCUGCAAAGUGAAAAUAUUUUACUUCGACAACAACUGGAUGAUGCUCACAAGAAAGCUGCCAGUGAAGAAAAGACAGUAAUUGACAUCCAAGGCCAAUUUCAGGAUAUCACAAAAAAUCUUAAAACUGAAAGUGAAAAACAAAGCCUUCUGGAAGAACGAAAUAAGGAAUUAAUCAAUGAAUGUAACCGUUUAAAAAAACAAAUACAUCAGUAUGAAAAUGAGAAACUAGAAAGAGAAGUAGUUGUGAGACAACUUCAACAAGAACUGGCUGAUAGCCUAAAAAAACAACCCGUGUCAGAAGCUUCACUGGAGGUGAAAUCACAUUAUCAUAUUAAUUUAGAUGAGACACAGGAUGUAAAGAAGAAAUUAAGUCAGAUCAUAUGUAAGUUGCAAGCAGCACAGGCUCACCUUCCAAAGACAGUACCAAGUGCUGAGAGGACCCAACAACAUUAUGCAAAAAUAUGAUUUGAAGCAGCACAGAAAAUAACUUGAUACAAUAAGCAUAAUAGUAUCAGAAUUAUGUUGAUUAUAAUAAACAUGUCUGUAUGAAACCAAGGAAAAAUUUCAGAUUUGCACUUUUUUGAAAUGCGUAAUUUUUGUACAUUGUCCCUGUUAUGCAAAUCACAUGUAGAAAUAUGGCAUAAUUGCUAGGUCAUCUACUAUUCAAAUUUUUAAGAAUUUAUAUAAUUUCACU
Messenger RNA from Choloepus didactylus (southern two-toed sloth), 4228 nucleotides. Its product is annotated as ankyrin repeat domain-containing protein 26-like. The record is from RefSeq and is a predicted model, not a curated record. Bases 70 to 3999 code for a protein of 1309 amino acids. NCBI's taxonomy places the organism in Eukaryota, Metazoa, Chordata, Mammalia, Pilosa, Megalonychidae. The transcript has 16 exons.